AGUCCACAUGACGGAACCUGGAAGUGGCACUACUGGAGCCUUGGACCCCGUGGACCUUGCUACCCGCUAACAAUGGAAGACCAGGACAAGAUGGAAAGCCUGGAAACAUGGGACCACCAGGACAGCAGGUCAAUCGAUGGACAAUGCAGGCAACCCGGAAACUCAGGAACUCCCGGAACUGAUGCUGCCUAUAGUCCUUGCCCACUUCGCUCUGCUGCCAUGGUGAAUCGCAAGAAGUUGAUUAAGCACUAA
Messenger RNA from Strongylus vulgaris, 252 nucleotides. NCBI's taxonomy places the organism in Eukaryota, Metazoa, Nematoda, Chromadorea, Rhabditida, Strongylidae. The record is from the annotation of a GenBank genome assembly.